CACUGCCCCCAGCCAAAAUCACCAGCCCGAGCUGUCAUCUCAAAGCUAAGCCUUCUUGUUGAUCCCGAAAACGCAACCGAGGAAGAAUCCGAUGCCGAGUCCAUAGCCGAUACCGGAGUCGAUCCUUUGAAAAUUGCCCAGACCCCUGCAGCCAUAUUCGUCUUCGGCCUCAUUGGUAUCUGGUUUCCAGAGUUCACGGAUGGUCUUUCCUGGUUUUCGGAGCAACUCAAAAGGUGA
Molecule: messenger RNA, 237 nt
Organism: Puccinia graminis f. sp. tritici CRL 75-36-700-3
Lineage: Eukaryota; Fungi; Basidiomycota; Pucciniomycetes; Pucciniales; Pucciniaceae
Exons: 1
Source: RefSeq, a predicted model, not a curated record